Molecule: messenger RNA, 2484 nt
Organism: Abrus precatorius (Indian licorice)
Lineage: Eukaryota; Viridiplantae; Streptophyta; Magnoliopsida; Fabales; Fabaceae
Product: box C/D snoRNA protein 1-like
Exons: 6
Coding region: 720-1961 (413 amino acids)
Biological process (GO): maturation of LSU-rRNA from tricistronic rRNA transcript (SSU-rRNA, 5.8S rRNA, LSU-rRNA); box C/D snoRNP assembly; snoRNA localization
Cellular component (GO): nucleus; pre-snoRNP complex
Source: RefSeq, a predicted model, not a curated record
GAAUCUUGAACUCGAGUGCUCCCACUUCUGUUUCGUUAUAGUCAUCUUCUACAUUUCCAUCUGCGCAAAGGCCUUUUCCGGUAAGACCACUCUGUUUUGUUCUAUUUUUUGUUCUGUUCUGACUUCUGAGAAGUCCUCCAAACGAUUGAAAUUUGAAAUCUUCAGGCUAUGUAUGUGUAGCAUAAUCUAUAUUUCGUGGAUUUUAAAUUUUAGAAUAGCUUGCUCGGUGCUAGCUGUUUGUUUCCUAUUCCUGGGAUUUGGGAGUAUGUAGAACUUCGUCUCCUUUAUUUUGCAGUAUGACUCAAAGUUGCAAAGGAGCCAAUACCACCGCAAACCAUCGUUGGUGCUUAUAGCUGCAGAAAUUCUUGUGCCCUUGCUUGCUGUAUUCCAACUAUUUUUCUGAAAGGCAUUGCUUUCCUGAAGCUUCAUGUCGUGACUGUCAUUAUUUAUCGAGAUUCUAAUUUUUAGAUUUAGUUAAAAUUGGUGUGUAUAAAUAUAUACACACAAUGAUCUUCCCAUACUACCCUUACUAAAACCCUAGCACUAACACCUUCUGACGCUCAUUGGGUACCAAAGCAACCACUCUGUUCUCUCGUGUCUUUCCGUGUGCGGCCACAGCUUCUACCCUUAUCGACUGGUGACGAUAUAUGCAAUCACCACCCUACGCCCUGCUGUGACCAUCUUCUAAAGGAGCAGUGAUAUUGGAAGAGUGCUUAAACAUGUCUGCUUCUCUGUCACAAACAGAACAAAUGUCAAUCUCCAAAGAGUGUGAAGAAUGCAAAUGUAAUCCAUGGAAAUACAAGUGCCCUGGUUGCUCCUUACACUCAUGCAGUCUUCUUUGUGUCAAAUCCCACAAAGUGCGUACUGGUUGUACUGGAAAGAGGAACCAGACUCAGUUCAUUCCUCUUUCUCAGUUUGAUGACAGUCUCUUAUUAUCUGACUAUACUUUGCUUGAGGAGGUGAAGAGAGUGGCUGAAUCUGCUCAGAGAAUGAGAACUAAAUUGGGCAUGUAUGCAUAUUUCAAGUUACCGCAUCACCUUAAAAGCCUUCGAAGUGCAGCUGGAAGCCGGAGAACCAAACUACUGUUUCUCCCAAAUGGAAUGUCAAAAAGAGAGAAGAAUCAGUCUCGAUAUGACCAAAGGAAGAAGUUUAUAUCUUGGACAAUUGAAUGGCGUUUUCACUUAACAGACAUUGUUUUACAUGACCACAGAGUCAAUGAAAAUACAAGCUUUUACUCCAUUCUAGAGAAGCACCUCAAACCUGGUCCUUGGAAUCAUCAGCUAAGGCAAUUUUGUGAAGACCAAUUGGAUACUCUCAAGCUUUUCAUUUGCAAAUAUCCAAAGGGUCCCCGUUCACCCUUCAAAGAGUUAGAUAUGAAAGCUCCCAUCAGACAGCAAUUAGCAAAUAUAGCCAUUUUGGAGUUUCCCGUUGUUUUUAUUUUUUUGCCUUCCCACAAAAUCAAUUUUGAAGUUAUUAAGGAUGUCAACACCAAUGUACAUAAAUCACUACAGAAAGAAGCUGAUGGCAACCAAAGCCUGGAAGGUGUAUCAUUUAGGGAGGAGAUGAUAGAGGAUGACAACUCGGUAGAUCCUAAGGUAUUUGAUCUCAUGAAACCUGUGGAUUCAAGUUCAUCACAUCGAGUGCUUACCCAAAAUAUGAGUUCUGAGAAAGCACCAAAUGAUUCCUCAGAUAUAUCUCUGUUUGAAGGAGACACGGGGGGUAAUCUCUCACAUUCUUUGACGGAAACCAAGGAACUAAAAUUCUCUGAAGAUAUGGCGUUUGAAUUUGAUCAAGAUUUUAUGGAUAUCUAUACUGGUCUUUUGGAUCAAACAAACUCCAAUGACUUUUUUGAUUUUGAUAGUGAAUUUAUCAAGACAACAGAAAAUGACAUAGAUUUCCUUGGUUCCGAUGGAGUAUUCCCUUUGCCAGCUGAAUUGGAGGAAGGGGAAAUUCCAGAAUAAUUGAUAGCUAUAGUUCACUUCGGUUGAAGAAUUGGACAGAAAAUGAGAGAACAUUGACAACACCAAUUAUAUUGUAUGUUUUGAGGUUGAGGUCCAUUGCUUUCAAGAAUGAUUUGGAGCUGAGAUUCCAAUUGUGUGGACAUGAUUGAAAAGCUCAUACUUUCAUUUAUAUUGAGCAUGACAGAGAUUUCAAAUUUUGUAAUGAAUCUUAUGAUUGAUCCUGAUAAGGAAUGGCUGCGAUUUUCAGAUUCGAUGCAUUAAUCACUCCUGAAAUCCUUUCAGUAUAGGCAAGCUUCAGCUCUGCAUGAGAAUUAAAAGAGAGCACAAAAAGCUGUGGGUGCUCUGGUUUAGGUUGUUUACUCAUAAUCAAAGGUCAUGUUUUGAUGUUUGAACCAAAAAAAGGGUUAAGUUUUGAUGUUGGAUAUUACUUUGGUUUGUUAAUAUACGUUUAAGGUGGAACUGAUUUCAAGUUAAUAGACAAUUUUUCCAAUCUUUGCAUUUUCCUAUUUAGUUGUUUUCUUUC